Messenger RNA from Apiotrichum porosum, 2874 nucleotides. RefSeq lists its product as uncharacterized. The record is from RefSeq and is a predicted model, not a curated record. NCBI's taxonomy places the organism in Eukaryota, Fungi, Basidiomycota, Tremellomycetes, Trichosporonales, Trichosporonaceae. The transcript has 2 exons. The coding region runs from base 1 to 2874 and encodes 957 amino acids.
AUGCCCGUGGGUUACAUCAAGUCACCGCCGGGCACACCACGCAUGUCGUUGGACGGCGUUGGCCAUGAAAUCUUCGCCGAGCCACCGUCAGCCUGGAACCAAGCGGGCCCGUCUCGCAGUCGCUCAAACUCUGUCAUCUCCAGAAGAGCCUCGCUUUCUCGAGUGUCUAUCGAUGGGACAGUCGCCAACGCCUAUGAGCCACCUUCCGCUUGGACAGGCCCGUCUCGCAGUCGCCCGGUCUCACAAGCCUCACAUCGAGCUGCCUCACGGGCGUCUGUCGGCGCCUCCAUGAGCACACACGAUACACACAGCACAAGCGCCACCGGUUCCUCGUCUAUUGGCAUGGGUCGCCCCGGAAGCGUCUCGUCGCCGCGCAAGUCUAUGGGCAGCAAUCCCCGGCGCCGAAGUUCAAUCAUUUAUGGGCCAGCUCGUGCACCCAGUCGAACUGACAGCGUCAAGACGACGUCGACCACGGCGGCCUUGGCCUCUGCAACUGGGCUGCAUUUCAACCCAGGCAUCACGGGAGUCGGCAUGGGUCGCCGACCACUGACCCCGAGCAGCGCCGACAAUGUGACGCCGUACAACUUUCUGUACAACCACUCGCGCGAGUUUGCCCACUUGCACGCCGACGGAGACGAGGACAAGAGCGCCGAGGAGCUUCUACGCUCUCAGCGCAACGUCAUCGAGGAAGUACGUCUGGGGCGCUUGGCACACUAUGUCUCGACGAGCCACAAGAUCCGCGCCCUCGAGAAGCAGCGCCGUACAGAGUCGCGCGCCUCCUCGAGGUUGUCGACGGGCUCCCUUGCCUUGUCACGAACGUCUACGGUCGAGUCUGGCUUGCGCCGUCUGAGUCUGUCGCCACCCUCGCGAGACGGCACCCCUGACGUCCGGCCGUUAUCGCUGUCCAUGUCGCCCACACGGACAGGACAUGCAACCUUGCGGCGCAUGUCCGACCCACCCGCUCAUCUGGCAAGUCCACAAUCUCUUGACGUCGAGUCUCUGCCUCGCUCGUCGCUCUCUGUCGACACCAUUGCGACCGAAGAGAUUGAACUGGGAAUUAACCAGCGCCUCGGCAUCCCGUUCCAACCUUCCGCACCUCCAUCUCUCGAACUCGCGCCCUCUACGCCGGGCCGUUCCACCCCCACAUUCGGUGCGAGCCCUUCAUCCUCGCAGCACUCUCUCCCCCUCUCGCCAGCUGCGGGCACGACAAUCCCGCAUUCGGACAGCCUCGAUGUUGCCAUUCGUCCCGUCUCGUCUUCGUCGUUCACCUCUCCGCCUUCGACAUACAGCAUUUCGUCAACCUUCUCGGGCGAUUCAUACGACCUUGCCCAGUCUCGGUACUAUGACGCCAAGUUUAAGCGCGAGGAAGAGAGCUCCAGUGACAGUGAGCGUCGCAAGACUCGUCACCGCCGUGUCCUUGUUCUGGCCGAGACUAUGCGUCUGCUCGACGGCAGCUCGUCUCGUGCCAGCCAGUACAUUGAGGACGACACGGCCCACCUUGGCUUCCUUGCUGCGCUCGGCGGCAACGUCAGCAUUGGUGGCAGUCGCAGUGACGACACCCGUGGCCACCGCCGUCGCCGUACCCUCCUGGCUGAUGGCCCUAAUCCCAUUACCGAGGGGCCCGAGACGCCGGAACGCCGCCAGGCAUCGUCACUGGACAUGUCGCCCCAGCGCCACAAGCUCAUCCGCAAGGACAUGUUCCGCGUCAUGGCUACCGAGCAGCCAAACGUGAUCCGUCACUCGGACAGCUCGAUGGAGUCUGUGGACUCUACCCUCAUUGCUGCCGGCGCCGCACUCAUGGACAACAAACCCUGGUUGACAAAGUAUCCCAAGGCUGCUCGACGCGAUGGCAGUUCCGCCCAGUCGGAUGCCGCGUCGCAGCGCACCUCUGUUGGCCGUCGCUCCGUCACCACCGACUUUGAUGGCCAGUUUGUGGCCACGUCGGCAUGGCACAACGGCGCUACCGACGGUGUGGACCUGCCUACUCGGGACUGGCCGGGUUUUGGCUUUGGGGAGGAGGAGGGCCUCGAGAGCGACCCAGCUCCCAGGCAGAAGACGACCUCGAGGGUCUCAUUCGAGCACGUCGGCACGGUAGUGAUUCAGCCACCGCCGGCCAAGGACUCGAAGAAGACUCGCAGGACAACGUACAGCGUCCGCCUCUGGUCGCGUACUUCUCAGUCGACCCGCUCGACUCCAUCCUCCCAGACCCCGGGUACUCACCCGGGCAGGGACAGGGGCUUUUGGAAGUCCUUGGGAGUUUCUUCUGCCCACUGGAGACAGAGUAGCAGAGCGACGACACAUGCCUCCUCCUCCCCGUAUGCCGCCCCGCCGGCCGACUUGCCAGACCUCUCGUUCGAGUCGUCGCCGUCCAACUUUUCACAAGGCAUGCCAGUGUCCCCGGCCACGAACAAUGGCGCCUACCUCGAAGACGUUACAGAGCUCGAGGCCCCCCUCCCGGUACCCGACUUCGUCAUGGACCUCGACACGACUUCCCCUCUCUCCACCCCAAACCACUCGCCACCUGCUUCCCCGUCUCCUCAGCAAAAGUUUAUGCCACCCUUGAUGGAGGAGCCCGACCAAGACUUUAUCGCUGGCAUCGACACUGCGUUUGAGGCUGCGUUUGCGCAGCACGUGGCGGCCCAUGUCGCCGCGAACGGCGGGCGCCCCACGACCCCGUUUGACGCCUACGGCGGCGCCACCAAGCCAGCGACAACGCCGCUGCGCGCCGCGUCGCGUCUGUCGUACCGUGCCACAUCGCGCAUGUCCCACCGUCUCAGCCGUCUCAGCAAGUCGGGUGGCACCAAGCUCGACAAGUCAAAGGCCAAGGUCAAGAAGGGCCUGGCUUGGUGCGCGCGUCUCCUCAAAGUGGAGUAA